Messenger RNA from Anthonomus grandis grandis, 1060 nucleotides. RefSeq names its product serine/Arginine-related protein 53-like. Lineage: Eukaryota; Metazoa; Arthropoda; Insecta; Coleoptera; Curculionidae. The record is from RefSeq and is a predicted model, not a curated record. The transcript is spliced from 3 exons. Bases 186 to 902 code for a protein of 238 amino acids.
AAUAAUUAUUACCAAAUAAGCUUGACUUGAGUGAAGUGAGGUUAUGUAAAUUUGUUUUGUUUACAUUUUUACCUUUUUUAAUAUGACUUGUGCGUUUUAAGGGCAAAUUCCUUAAUAUUUUCAUGUUAAAUAUGCAUAAAAAGUAUUAGUCCACAGUAAUUUGAAAAAAUCUUACUAGAUUCAUUAUGGGUAGAUAUUCAAGUGAUUCAGAUAACCAGGAAAGACGGUCCGCAAGGUCCUCAAACAGGACUCGUCGCCGAUCUUCUUCGGACGAUUCCUCUUCAGGUAAAAACCGUAGAUCGAGCAAAAAAUCUUCUAAGAGGUCAACAUCAAGAAGCAAAGACCACUAUUCUAGGUCUCGAAGAUCUAGAAGUAGCUCAUAUACCAGGUCUCGUACGACUCGUAGAUCACCCUCAAGAGAGAGAUCGAAAAAAAGAUCUAAAUCCAGGGAUAGGUAUCGUUCAAGACGCUCCAGAUCUAAAUCCUACAUCAGGGAGUACAGUUCCAAACCUAAAAGGAGGUCCUCCUCCAGUUCACCCGAGUCUGACAGAAGCAAAAAUAAUAAGAAAACCCUCAAGAGUAAACCACCAAAACCAAAGUUCCCGAUGGCCGAAGAUUCUUCGGAUAGUCUUGUAGCAAUCGAUGCUGCCGCCCUAGAUCAGAUCAAUGAAGAUAAGUUCGUGCAAAAAUCAUUCUCCUCCAAUAAAUCCAAUAAAGUUUUGGACAAUAUCGUGAUAGAUUUGCAUAAGCAAACCAUCAAAGUACCGGAAAUGGAACAGGUGGAACCCGACAGUAUUUUCCAUCACGGUUUGUUCGGCGAUCCCGAUUUGAGGUUGGAAAAGUGGGUCAAGGAUCUGUUUUCUUAUAGGCAAAAGGCCUUACAGCAGCAAGAAAAAGUCUAGUGUUUUUUUAUUGACGUAUUCUAAUUAAGUGAUUAUAGUUAAUUAAAUUUCUUUCCAAUUUUUUUGAACUAAGACCUUUUUUGCUGUAUUAUUACUUUUUACUUAACUAAUUUAUAAUACAUUGCGGGUAAUGUAAUAAAACCGAUAUGAUUCCUAAA